This is a messenger RNA of Amyelois transitella, 5012 nucleotides long. RefSeq lists its product as uncharacterized. The transcript has 11 exons. Gene Ontology annotation, molecular function: ubiquitin binding. The record is from RefSeq and is a predicted model, not a curated record. NCBI's taxonomy places the organism in Eukaryota, Metazoa, Arthropoda, Insecta, Lepidoptera, Pyralidae. Bases 372 to 1667 code for a protein of 431 amino acids.
UUUAGCGGCCAAACAAAAUUUAUGAAAUAUUUAAUGUAAAACAUGGUAAAUAUAAUAUUUAACGUUACUAUAUUUUUGAAAAAUGUUGUGUAUUGUUUAAACAAUUUGAAAUCUAUUUAAAAUGUGACAUUCUUGCAAAAAUCAUUGUUAUUAGUGUGCAUGAAAGUGUUUGCAAUGGAAGAAUUAAGAUCUAAACAUAAAACUAUUCAAAACGCGGCUCAUCAUAUCGCCUUGGAGUGUAUUCAUCCUCAGUAUCGUUUGUCGUAUGUCUGUGCUUGGACCAGCAGUCGGCCCACGGCUCCCCGUACCACGUGCACCCUUACCCCUCCCCCGUCCGUCUCCAGCAUGCCUUUCAGAGCCAGAGCCCGAAGAUGUUCCAUCCGAAAGGGCUCAAACCGCACCUCGAUUCCCGAGUUACGCCCAACGACAGCCCUAUACUGGGGCGGGCGCUAUGCCUCACGCCCCGGGGCAGCCCCGUCCCGGGCAGGGUCUCCCACCUCAACGAGAAGUUCCAGGACUCCCUGACCCUGACCUCGGACACUGACGCGCUGGUGGCAAAGAUAAGCGCCAUGUUUCCUACUGUUAGCGAAACACAUAUCAAGAUAUUGUUGAAGAAAUAUUACAAUCGCGAAGCAGUAGUCAUAAGCGCGCUGCAAGUCGAGAAGCAUCCGAUCACUACGCCCGGUCCACUCACGAUGUCUCCGUCGGCUUCGAGACUGCAGAAAAGCGCCGUCGGGUCGCCGUCGCUGCUCCGGCCGGCCUCCGGGGCCUCCAGCUACUACGGCACCAACCGGUCCACCAUCACGGAGGGCAGCAGGCAUCACUCGCCAAAGAUGAAGCUCAAGUACCUGAAAAGUAUAUUUCCCAAAGCCGAAGAGACACUUAUACUAGACGUGCUUGCAAAUAAAGACAACAAUGUUCAGAAGGCUAGUGAAGAGCUCAUUUCGAUGGGUUUCAACAAAAAGGAGACAGUUAUUGUUAAAGAAAAGAAGAAGGAGAAAGAAACACCACAGCCGCCCAAGAAAGUGGUCACCAUAAUGAAGACUUUGGAAGAAAAAAAUCAGUUAAAACGUAAGCUGCAAAAUAAAUACAGCUCAAUCGCUGAGCGAGUGAUCUCUAUCGCCCUAGAAAGUGUAGAGUAUAAUGAAGAUAGGGCUGAGCAGAUCCUAUCAGCCGUCUUACAAGAGGAAGACGCCCCGAAGGUCACCAUGAACUUGGAAGUCAAGGAUUACAGGCGACCAUGCCCUGCCGACACUAAGAAAGGUUUGUGUGCCAGCGAUGAGGCGCGGGACCCGAGCCCCCUGCCCGCAGUACCCGCCACGCGCCGCCUCAAGACUUGGACCGAGCAUUUGAAACCGAUUUUGAAAUCGAGUACUAAUUCGGAGACGAAACACAAGUCGCAGUAUUGUGUGGCGAAGAGUGGACCCAACCCCACGCUCAGACAGGGGCCUAAUGAUAGUUUACUUUUAUUGGAUUACUUGGCGUGGAAUGGUCCGAACCCUGACCUUCGUUCAGGGCAGGCGGUCAAGGCCGAGGGCCCUGAGGCCAAGGACCGGUCCGUGUCCCUGGCCCGGGGGGCCUCGGGCCUCGCCAAGGGCCCAGCGGGACUGGCCAAAGGGUCCAUAUACCAGAAGUUGAACAAGAAAACUGCAAAAAUAGUUGCCUGAAAUGAUUGAGAACCUACGGAAUGUUAGUUGAGUGAGUUUAACAAGAAAUUCGGGACAAUUUAUCACUCGAUAAUCUUAUUUACUUAGUACAAUUGGCGAAGAAAUUGUAAUUACCGCAUGCAUAUACCUAGGUCACGACAGUAUGACCCGCGUUAAUUAAAGUUUUCGCUAGAGAAUUUUCCUAAUACUUACAAUCCGAUGAAUGAUUUUCAUUAUUCGCUACGCAAAAUGAUUGAUCUGAUUUUUAGGUAUAGUAUUUGUCGUAAGUUGUCAUACUACUACGUGAAUUAUGAAAAGAAUUUGUUGGAAAAAAAAUCGAUUACGAUUUGGCUUAUGGAAACAAUCGGUGGUCCAUUCAAGUUAUUAAAUUAAACUUGAAUUAACUCUCUUGAAUCCUCACGAGAGCGAGACCUGUUUUGUUUAAUUUCAAUUUAUCGAUUAUUUUAUUAAGUUUAAAAAAAUAUAUUGUUAACAGGGGAUUAGUUAUGUUUGAUUUAAAAGGAAUUUUCGUUUUAAAUGAUAAAUACUUAUUAAAUUUUUAUACUAUUUAAUUUUUCCAAUGUAAUACGGUCGUGUUGCUUGUCUCAUUUCAUACUUAAAUUUUUUAUACAAAUAACGUUGCAAUUUUAUUCAGAGAUGUCGCCUCUUUAUAUGUAAAUACUGAAUACUUACAUUUUAAAAGUAUACAUGAAAGUGAACACGUAUAAUUUGUAGCAAUAAGUGUAUUCAUUUUACGUCGCUGAUAAAUGCCUAUUUUUCGUCUUAUACAAAUAAGUAAUAGCACUUGAUACAGUACAUAAAUAUUUUGUAAUAUAGGUAAUAGCAUAGAUAAUAUUCUUACAAUAGUAGUUUUUUUAAUACAUGAAGUAUUAAUAGUACAUAACACAUAAGUUAAAAAUAUGAAGCCAAAUAAUUCUUCCGCUUCUGCAAAUAAGUACCUCAAAUUCAUCUUAUAAAUUAAUCGGUAUAAAAAUGUGUUUUUUAUAUUAUUUUUAUUUCCUUGUCAACAAGGUACAAUUUGAGUUGUUUGAAAUAUUAUUUCUUAGGAGUACUUAAAUUUAGGGUAGCCAUAAGUGGUUAAUAUUUCGUUGUAAGAUGUCAUUUUGAAACUUGCUGCCUGGUAAUAGGUAGAAUGUGUAAUCAUAAUUCCUUAAAGUGCAUUUUUAGCGCCAAAAUGAUGAGGAUUUCUGAAUGUUUUUUUUAAGCAUUGUUUUUGUGUAUAAUAAUCAUAUAGUCAUAGGUACAUGGUUGUUAGGCAUGUAGGUUCCAUUUAGGUACCUUUGAUAGGAAAGAAUAGUUACCAUUGAUUCAUUAAGUGUGUUAUUUACAUACUGUUUUUCAGUGUUUAAGAAUAACAACAUUAUUGAAUAAAUUAAUUCCACUAAUUUACACGAAUACGUAUAAAUUUUUUCAUAUUUAUUACUGAUGUAAACGAUUUUACUCAAAGAGAAAUGUUUUCAUGAAUAAAUUAAAAAGGUGAUUAUACAUCGCGAGGUGAGCGCCGGAAAAAGUAAUUCUCUGACAUCCUACUACUAUUAUAAAGGCGAAAGUUUGUACGGAUGUAUGGAUGUUUGUUACUCUUUCACGCAAAAACUACUGAACCGAUUACCAUGAAAUUUGGUAUGUAGGUAGCUGAAGACCCAGAAUAACACAUAGGCUACUUUUUAUCCCAGAGUUCCCGCGGGAUUGAUAGGGUUUCCAUGCGGACGAAGUCGCGGGCGGCCUCUAGUAAUAUUUAAAUUAAGUAAUAACAUUCUUUAGUAUUCUUAAAAUAACGACGAGUUUUUUCUGUACGGUAGUUGUAGGUAAUCAAAAGCAACCUUCCAUUAAAAUGUAGGUAACCAUUGCGUUGUGCCCCGUUCUUCCGACCCUUUGCAAAUUAGUUAGAAUUUAAAAAAAAAAUUCGGCAUCAAGUUUCAACAACAAAACGUCCCUCCAAUUUAACAUCAUCGAAUUAUACGAAAAAAUCGAUGUUUACAUUAGAAUAGUUGAAAAAAAUAAUAUUUUUGUACAUAUAUUGAACAAGUUAUUCCUAUGUGCAAUACAUAAUGUUAAUUCUUGGCUUAUUUAAGAAUUCGUAGAUUUAAUUAUGACUUACUUAGGUACAGAUUGUAGGUCCCAAAGAAAUCGUCGUAGAAGUAGCGAGGGGUAAAAUUUAUACUAUAACUAGCUGUCACAAUUCAUAUUAUUGGCGAUGCACGGUGAAUCUGCGUGUUCUUUGAUAAUGAUCAACGUUUUUUUUAAAUAAAAGCUGUUUAACAUUAUGGUUAAAAUUUAUUCGUCAAAAUUGCACCAUUGUCGUAGUGAAGUAAGUUUUAUCACACAUCUUGAUCCUAGUUUAAGUAUUACAAAACAUUCCAAUGAAGUAAAACGGCCACUCGAAUAUAUCAAUCUUAAGAUACUAUCGCAAAUAUAUUUUGAUAUGCUAAUAUUUACCUGGUUAAGGUUUAGUUAAGGUAUAACGCCAUGUAUAGAUCAUAAUGUUUAGAAUUUGGAAUAGAAAAAAAGGUAGAUGGAAAUUAAUUGAAUACUGAUCCUUUUUCAUAUUUAGUCGAGUUCGAUUUGAUCAUUAGUAGUUCAGUGAUUUGAGAUAGAACCGGAUCUAAUAGUUUUAAAUCAGCGUAUGUAGGUGCAGCCAAUACAGAAUUUUGGUGGUAAGUAAUCAACUUUCAAUACUAGCAUUUGUAAGGUGAGUUCGCUCACUUGGUACCAGCGGGAACUUACCAGCGGUUUCGGUACUUAGGGCCUUAGUAUAUUUUUAGGUCUUUUGUAUUACCUAUAAGGGUGGUUGUCACACUAAACGCUCGACGGUUUAAUAGACAUGUCGAAAUGGUUCGAAAUUUAUUAUUUGGUAUGAGCCUUAGUCAGCAAAAAAAAAAUGAUAUAUACUUUGGUAUUAUUUGUUAUUAUUAUAGUGACUAGGAAAGAGAUUAGCUAAUAUUAGAAAGGAUUCCAUUGUGUCGUACAUAUUAUACAGAACUGCUGCCUGGAAGCUUUCAAUUCACGAACGUUAAACAUGUCUUAUUUUCUCUCACUUUCCAACUCUUUGGUUGACCUCAGUGAGUGAAAGAUAAGUUACGACUUGUCAAAGCUUGUUUAUAGAACUAGUAAUAGAACGAUAAACGUGACUCGAUUCCAUGAUAUCAACUCUAGCGUAGUGAAUGCCGACCACGAGAACAUAUCGGCGCGCGCGCAGGCCCAGUCUCCGCGCCUAGUCUAAAUAGAUUUUCUAGUCAAUUAGAAUAAGAUUAGUAUUAGACAAUUCCACAUUCCAUAUUUUUGUGAACAUUGUAAUUUUCUUUGUCGAAAUAAAUUUACUUAUUGUUGGUCUUGUCAAAGUUUUUU